AUGCCUUAUUCGCCCUUCCUUGUGCUUCCUUCCCACGCCCAAAACUCACCACAGGACUACCUCAACGCUCACAAUGCAGCUCGUUCACAAGUGAGUGUAGCAAAUAUUACAUGGGACGCUGCAGUAGCAGCCUAUGCUCAAAAUUAUUCCAAUUUCCGGACCAGCGAUUGCAACCAUGUGCAUUCUGCUGGGCCUUAUGGUGAGAACCUAGCCAAGGGCAGUGGUUCUUUCACAGGUACUGCUGCGGUGGACUUGUGGGCGGCAGAGAAGCCUCACUAUGACUAUGCAUCCAAUUCUCGUGGCGGAGGGCAAUGCUUGCACUAUACUCAAGUGGUUUGGCACGAUUCGGUUCACGUAGGGUGUGCCAGGGUCACCAAUGCACCAAUGGCUGGUGGUUUGUUUCUUGUAACUAUGAUCCCCCAGGCAACUAUAUUGGGCAGCGUCCUAACCAAGGAAUCCCCUGAGUUGCCUAAAAAAAUGCCACUAUUAAGAGUAUAUAGGCACAGAUAA
This is a messenger RNA of Dovyalis caffra, 510 nucleotides long. Lineage: Eukaryota; Viridiplantae; Streptophyta; Magnoliopsida; Malpighiales; Salicaceae. The record is from the annotation of a GenBank genome assembly.